AUUCUGGUCUGUUUGCCGCCAAACGGCACCCAUCUUCUCCAGCCGCUAGACGUAGCGGUAUUCUCGCCUUUCAAGAUAUCUAUCAAGCAGCUACUGGACAAGAUGCUGCCAAGUAUUGGCGAUGGAAGUGUGGACAAGCAAACUGUGUUGGGGGUCGCAGCACUGGCUUGGAACUAUACCUGUUUGGGCAGCAAUCUGGUUGCUGGGUUUAAAAGCUGUGGCAUCUUCCCACUCUCGCGCGUCAGUAUGCAUGCUAAACUAGAGAACUUCGAGCACAACGGCCUGUCGGAGCCGCUCCGAGAAGAAGCGUGGGUCCAAGUCGUCGAUAUCGUGAAGCGAGAGAUUCUUAUCCUACCAGUUCGACCCUCUAAGAAGCAAACCAAGCGCCGUCGGAAGAAUACGGGCGGGCGAAUUCUAACUCGCAAGAUGCUUGAAGAG
Phytophthora sojae is the source of this 438-nucleotide messenger RNA. RefSeq lists its product as hypothetical. The annotation marks the transcript as partial. The record is from RefSeq and is a predicted model, not a curated record. Lineage: Eukaryota; Oomycota; Peronosporomycetes; Peronosporales; Peronosporaceae. The transcript has a single exon.